UAUAAGGUUAUGUAUCGCUAAUGGAAAUUUAUAAAAAUGAUUUAGGAAAUUAUUCACAAUGCAAAAAAUGUAUUUUGCAGUAGAAUGAAUUCAGUUUUCACAUGGAAAACACGACUGAAAUACUAUAUUUGAACAUAUUCGGAAAGUACUUACACACAUAAAGAUGGAUAAACGAACUAUGUAUGCAUUCAGAGGAUGGAUAGCUUUUGUUGCUUUUAUGGAUUUAGGUACCGCUAUAAGGAGUUACAUAGAAAAAAGAUCGUUUCUUAGUAAAACUAUAUCCGAUUUAGAUGAAUAUGUAGAUGGAGAAUUCACUGCAACCAGAGUAUUAGGAGUGUAUUCAAUUUUAAAAGCUUUAGUUUUAGUCCACUGUACAUUGUAUAUUCAUUACAAACCGGUUGUUAGCAUGGGAGUUUGUUCCCUUAUUUCAAACAUUAUUCUUUAUCUUUCAGAAACUGUUUACUUUCGAGCUUCUACAUUUAACUUUUAUGUAGUAUUUCCAUGUAUUUUAAAUGCUCUAACACUGGGUGGUUUGAUAUAUCUACCAAACCAUCUUAAAAUAUGGGAACAUCAAAUGGAAGAUGAUGAGGACACGCUGAGAAUUGGAAUGUUGAAAAGAAAAAGGGGGUUUAGACAGAAAAAGGAGUAUUAGUUGAAUAAUUGUUGAAACAUAUCUAGUAGCAAGUUUGCAGCAUGUAAAACAUGAAAACUUGUUUUUGAUUGUUACUAUGAAUUAAAGAGUUUGAAAAGAA
Messenger RNA from Diorhabda carinulata, 752 nucleotides. RefSeq lists its product as uncharacterized. The record is from RefSeq and is a predicted model, not a curated record. Lineage: Eukaryota; Metazoa; Arthropoda; Insecta; Coleoptera; Chrysomelidae. Bases 164 to 652 code for a protein of 162 amino acids. Gene Ontology annotation, cellular component: endoplasmic reticulum; membrane. The transcript is spliced from 4 exons. Gene Ontology annotation, molecular function: protein-macromolecule adaptor activity.